UCAACCAACACCCCCACUAACAAGAACCAGCCCGAGCCCGCGGACUCAGACGACCGAACCCCCCAACCAAGCCCAGCCCGCCGUCAAAGAACACGCUCCUCUUCAGCCGCAGAAGAUGACAGCGAAGAUGGCGGAAGUGGUGCACCAUCAACUCUCGACGCGAUGGUCAAGAAAAUGGUCCGUCUCGCUCUCGCGAGCGAGUACUCCCGCCUUCCUAUCCGUCGAACCGACAUUAGCGCCAAAGUCCUCGGCGAGCAAAAAUCACGCGAAUUCAAGGUUGUCUUUGAUCAAGCGCAGAAAGAGCUGAAGACUCGGUUUGGAAUGGAGAUGGUUGAAUUGCCUGCGCGCGAGAAGACGACUAUUUCACAGCGGCGGGCCGCUCAAAAAACAGACAAACCCUCAUCCGGGAAUAAAUCCUGGAUCUUAACGACAACACUACCACCAUCCUACCAAUCAUCCACAAUCUUACCACCCACAAAGGCCCCCUCCGCAAGCACAGAAAGUACCUACACAGGACUCUACAGUUUCAUAAUAGCCCUGAUAAGUCUAAACGGCGGCUCCCUCGCCGAGCCAAAACUGGACCGCUACCUCGCCCGGAUGAACGCAGAAACACACACGCCCAUCGACCGCACGGACAAACUCCUCCAGCGCAUGAUUCGAGAGGGCUACCUCGUUCGAACGCGCGAGCUAGACGGCGGCGAAGAGCAGAUUGAGUUCCUGGUCGGGCCGCGGGGUAAAGUUGAAGUGGGGACGAAAGGGGUGGCUGGACUUGUGAGAGAGGUUUAUGGGCGCGGAGUGGGAGAUGCCAAUGCCAAUGGUGGGGUUCCUGGGUACGGGGACGGAGAUGAAGAUGUGCUGGGCGGGGAAAUGACGCAGAUUGAGGAAGAGGAGAGGGAGGCGUUUGAGGGUCGGUUGAGGAGGAGUUUGGGGAUUCGUGAACGUCCCGGGUCGACCCAAGAGGCUGGGUCGAAUGGACAACGAGGUGGUGAGGAGGAGGCGGAGGUGGAUGCUGAAGCUAAUGCUAAUGCACGUCGGAGUGAGGGGCCGAGACGGUCUAGGCGCUCUGCACCUGCUACGCAGCGGGAUUCUGAGUCUUCGGGAGAGGAGGAGUCAGCCACUGAUUCGGAUUGA
Molecule: messenger RNA, 1131 nt
Organism: Penicillium waksmanii
Lineage: Eukaryota; Fungi; Ascomycota; Eurotiomycetes; Eurotiales; Aspergillaceae
Product: MAGE domain-containing protein
Exons: 2
Biological process (GO): DNA repair
Cellular component (GO): nucleus
Source: RefSeq, a predicted model, not a curated record